Messenger RNA from Alternaria incomplexa, 828 nucleotides. RefSeq lists its product as uncharacterized. Gene Ontology annotation, molecular function: polygalacturonase activity. The coding region runs from base 1 to 828 and encodes 275 amino acids. The transcript has 2 exons. Gene Ontology annotation, biological process: carbohydrate metabolic process. The record is from RefSeq and is a predicted model, not a curated record. NCBI's taxonomy places the organism in Eukaryota, Fungi, Ascomycota, Dothideomycetes, Pleosporales, Pleosporaceae.
AUGAUUCAGCUCACUUUACUUCAUCUCUGGCUUCUCCUUGUACCAGCGCUUGCUGGUAUGACCAAGACUGGCACCCUCUGCACCGUCACUCCGUCCGGCACCAAGGAUGACAGCCCGUUCAUCAUGGACGCCUUCAAGCAAUGUGGCCAGAACGGUCAGAUUGAGAUCACGAAAGGUGAUUAUACCAUCGCCAAAGUCAUGGACGUCCUGGACCUCAACAACUGUGACAUCUCCAUUCGCGGUAAACUGACUUGGAGCGACGAUAUCCAGUACUGGGUCCGCAACAGCGUUAGUGUGACAUAUUCCCAACGAAGUACAGCAUUCCGUCUGGGCGGUGAGAACUUCACUCUGCAAGGUCACGGUGAAGCACUCUUCUUUGGCAAUGGGCAGAAGUGGUACGACGUGAACCGUGAUGGGAGCAACAUGGCCGGCAACAGCAAAAACAUCCAUGUCAAGAACGCCACCUGCUACGAGUCUGGCGCCAUGGUAAUUGGCUCAAUGGGUAAUCCCACGAACGUUCCCGAGACGGUAGACAACGUGCUCUUCGAAGACAUCACUGCUAUUCAUAGUUCCAACGCGGCCUGGAUCAAGACAUACCCUGGCCAAGGCCAUGUGAAGAACGUCACCUUCCGCAACAUCAAGUUUCAGGACGUCAAUCAGCCUAUAUACGUCUCGCCGUGUAUCUACAGCUACCAGAACUGCGAUUCGAGCCGCUUGAAAAUCAGCGACAUUACUUGGGAAAACAUUACUGGUACCUCGAGAUACAAUGUGGCCGCGGGUAUCUACUGCAGUCGCGGCGCACCUUGUGUAGAACAAGAAGAGAUGUGA